Molecule: messenger RNA, 829 nt
Organism: Glossina fuscipes
Lineage: Eukaryota; Metazoa; Arthropoda; Insecta; Diptera; Glossinidae
Product: probable RNA methyltransferase CG11342
Exons: 2
Coding region: 31-633 (200 amino acids)
Biological process (GO): negative regulation of pre-miRNA processing; miRNA metabolic process
Cellular component (GO): cytoplasm
Molecular function (GO): RNA methyltransferase activity; O-methyltransferase activity
Source: RefSeq, a predicted model, not a curated record
CUUUAUAUUACCUAUAAAUAUUUACUUGGAAUGAAGGGACUUCCGCAGCAAGAAUAUCAAAAUCCAGGAGCUGUGCAGUUUGGCAAUUUCAUUAAUUAUUAUCAAUUCAAUUCGGCGGAGCAACGUCUUGGCUUACUAUCUAAAAAGCAUUGGAAUAUAAAAAUAUAUGCCGUAGACUUGGAUCCUGACCUAAUCAAGCGAGCCCAAGCCGAUAAUAACUGUGAUAUUGACAUUGAGUUCGCCUGUUUGGAUGUUAUGGCUGUAAAAGAUUUUACAAAAAUACAAGAUUAUUUGGAUAAAUACAAGCGAAAAAAAUUUGAUGCUGUUUGCUGCUUCUCUAUAACUAUGUGGAUUCAUUUAAAUCAUGACGAUACAGGACUGCAAGAGUUUCUGAGAAACUUAUGUUCGCUAAGUGAACUGCUGGUCGUGGAAGCUCAACCUUGGAGAUGUUAUCAGACAGCCGAGAGACGGAUGAAAAAGGUGAAUAACAGUUUCCCUUUAUUUUUAAAACUGAAAUGGCGAUCAAACGUGGUGGAGGAAAUUGAAAAGUAUCUAACAAAUACCUUACAGCGUACUAAAGUAUACGAAUCACUGCCUACUAAGUGGAAAAGGAAAAUUUGUUUCUUCAAAUAAAAGCAACGCUUCGCUAAAGCGUAAGAUAUUGAAGUCGAUAUUCAGUUAGUGUGGGCAUGGUUGCUCCUACUAUGCUAUUGGACAUUAAGAUUACUUUAAGUGCCUAUUGCACUAUUUGUCUUCUGAUAAAAACUAGUGAAACUUCUAAAGACGAUUGCAAAUGUUUUCAAGUUAUAGAUUAAAGUGCGCUUUAGUU